AUGAGGCGGAAUCGCUCCCCGACAUCGCCCUCGCCCUACCGCGCCCUCGCCCACGGCGCCGGCGCCGGCGGGGUGCCGGAUUCCAUCUCCCUCCUCAGGUCCUUCAAUGUUGACACGAACCCUACUCGGCCCAUGCGGCCCUCUCCGCUGACUGCCUCGACCAUACGCGAUAUGCCACUCGAUUUGGUUGACCGCAUCAGAUCCUUUCCCCUAUUCGUGUCUGCACCCGAUGAAUUCUUGGCCGCGAUCGGGAACCACCUAAGGCCGCAGGUGCACGCAGCCCAAGAUCAUAUCCUUACCGAAGGCGACGAUGCCAGAGCAAUGUACUGGCUGGUGCGCGGGGUAGUGGCUGUUACCUCACGUGACGGUGAAGCCAUAUACGCGGAACUCAAACCCGGCGCCUUCUUUGGCGAGAUCGGCGUGCUAAUGGACAUACCCCGGACUGCAACCAUCGUUGCCCGGACAAAAUGUCUGCUUGUCGUCCUUAAGAAGGAGGAUCUCCAGGCCGAGUUACCAAAGUUUCCGGAUAUGGAGCGGGCGAUCCGUCACGAAGCUCAAGAACGACUGAACAUUCUCAAAAAGAAGCGUCAGGAAGGAGGGCAAGCUAUCAAGCCGCCCUCGACCCUCAUCAACGGUGUCAGAGAGCCAGCGCCGGGGGAGGUUUCCACUGGCGAAAUAGGUACCAUCAGGGAAGGCACAGUCGUCAACUCGAAGAAGAGGAAGUCUCCUAGCCCCGGAGCCAUCGAGGAUCCUGCUGCGGGAAGCGCUCUCGGCAGUGGUUUUGUCAACGUGCGAAGGACAUUACGGGAGUUGCCCCUGUUCUCAACGCUGCCUCCGGACAUUCUCCACCAGCUGGGUUUGAGUGCCCAGCCAAAGACUUACUCGCCCUUCACGGACAUCGUCCAGCAAGGAUCAGCGGGCAACGAGAUUUUCUUUAUUGUGCGCGGGGAGGCAGAGGUAAUCCACGAGACUCAAAACACCAACGAGCCCUUCAAGAAAAUGACCCGCGCGACAUAUCUCCGGCCAAGAUUGAAGGCCGGUCAGUAUUUCGGUGAGGUAGCCAGUCUUGGGCUGUCCGAAGGCCGGACAGCGACUGUGCGUGCCAUCACCACGGUCGAGUGUCUGAUGAUACCUGGUGACGCAUUAGACACGCUGUGGAGCCGCUGCCCGCCCGACAUCAAGUCGCAAGUGGAAGAGACGGCACGCAAGAGGUACAAGACGUCAGACGAGGACAUAGAAAUGGCGGAUGCCGUCCCGAGAGAGCGCGCCAGCAAGUCGGACCCUCCCACGCCGACAUCGCCCAAGGCUCUGCCGCAUAUGACCUUCACGACCCCUUCAAAACCCGCGUCCCCCACGAAAGAUGACAGCGAAACCAUGGAACCCAAGGAUCCGGAUCCCUUCUUGAGCGUGGAUAUGGAGAACAUGCGGAACAGGAGACGCAAUUCCCUGGCUCCACCUACUCCUCAAUCCGACAACUCCUCGCCGAUAGCGUUGAACGGGUUCAGGGUCCACCAGAUGGAAUCGACGCCGCUCCGUUUCUCCAUUCCCCAGUCCCCUCCCGACUCAGAAGUACCUGUCAAGCGAGCCCGAACGUUGCCGCGCCGGCCUCACCUGACUUUGGUCCCCGCUCUCCCCGACGACAUGCUGGUCGCAGUCUUCCGGUAUCUGGACAUUGCUGAGCUGAUGCGGGCGCGACUCGUUUCCCACCACUGGCGCAAGUUGUUGACGACGAAUCCCAAGGUGUGCUUAGAUCUGGACCUGUCCGAGUACAAUAGAAGAGUCACAGAUGUGGCCAUCAAGACAGUAAUUGGCCCUUUCGCCGGUACGCGUCCCGAGACCAUCGAUAUCAGCAACUGUUUCCACAUCACGGAUGAGGGUUUCCGUAGUUUGUGGGAAGCCUGCGGUCGCAAUGUCAAGCGGUGGCGCAUGCGGUCGGUGUGGGAUGUGUCUGCGAACCAGAUCUUGGAUAUGGCGGAGAAUGCCAAGGGCCUUGAGGAGAUCGACUGGAGCAACUGCCGCAAGGUUGGUGACAACCUACUCGCCCGCGUUGUCGGCUGGGUGGUUCCUGAGCCGCCACCACAGCCGGCGCCCAGCAAGCAAGUGGUGAUUUCCAGCUCUACCGCCAAGUCGAAACCUCAGAAGGCCGCGACCCAGCAAAUCCAGCAACGGGCGGCGGCCAACGUCCCCAAGCCGGGCACCAUCAUUGGCUGUCCUGCCCUCAAGCACCUCAACCUGUCAUACUGCAAACACAUCACUGAUAGGUCAAUGGCGCAUCUCGCAGCGCAUGCGUCCAAUCGCUUAGAGUCACUAUCCCUGACACGCUGCACGUCCAUCACCGACGCGGGCUUCCAGUCGUGGGCCCCUUUCCGCUUCCUGAAUCUGUCACAUCUAUGCCUGGCUGACUGCACCUACCUCUCCGACAACGCCAUUGUUGCUCUUGUCGGUGCGGCCAAGAACCUGACGCACCUCGACCUGUCUUUUUGCUGUGCUCUUUCCGAUACAGCAACGGAAGUGGUCGCGCUCGGCCUGCCACAGCUGCGAGAGCUCCGUCUUGCCUUCUGCGGCAGCGCCGUUUCGGACGCGAGCUUACAAUCAGUGGCUUUGCACCUGAACGAACUCGAGGGCAUUUCGGUCCGAGGCUGCGUUAGAGUCACUGGCGGCGGAGUCGAAAACCUACUCGAGGGAUGCGGUCGGCUACAAUGGGUGGACGUGAGUCAGUGUCGGAAUCUCGAGACCUGGAUCCGAAGCGGAGGUGUCAUGCGAUGGGGGUUCGACGAGCGUGGUGGCAACGGCCUGUCACCUGGGCAGGUGCCGCUGCCGCUGCCCAACCCGUCGCGCACUACGAACCACGUCGGCUUGGGCGGACGACCACUGAGCUUCCGCCGAAGGACGAGAAAGCCCGUGCGGUUCAUUGUGGAAAAGGGCUCGUUCAGCCUCCGAUGA
Molecule: messenger RNA, 2943 nt
Organism: Colletotrichum spaethianum
Lineage: Eukaryota; Fungi; Ascomycota; Sordariomycetes; Glomerellales; Glomerellaceae
Product: F-box/LRR-repeat protein 7
Exons: 1
Coding region: 1-2943 (980 amino acids)
Molecular function (GO): protein-containing complex binding; protein binding
Source: RefSeq, a predicted model, not a curated record